AUGAGCUUCUCCCUAUACGUCGGCUCCUCAUACAACUGGCUAGCUGUGGCCACAACUGGCCAGAUGCGUGAGUCUGUUUUCUUUCAGGUUCCAUCACUUGGUGCGAGUCUGGCAUAUUCCCACAGUCGUCCAGCGACUUGUGUGAAUUUACCCUGGGCUUCUCGCUACCAGCGCUAUGUUAUGAACCGGGUAAAACUCCGGCGUUCUGAGACACCUACUCGUACCCAUCCGGUGACUGAGAAGCUUGCGGACAUUCCGCGAGCUUACUCGUUCCCAUCCGGUCACUCGUGUGUACCGUUUGGGUAA
Molecule: messenger RNA, 306 nt
Organism: Mycosarcoma maydis (corn smut)
Lineage: Eukaryota; Fungi; Basidiomycota; Ustilaginomycetes; Ustilaginales
Exons: 1
Coding region: 1-306 (101 amino acids)
Source: RefSeq, a predicted model, not a curated record